Ophidiomyces ophidiicola is the source of this 849-nucleotide messenger RNA. RefSeq lists its product as uncharacterized. Lineage: Eukaryota; Fungi; Ascomycota; Eurotiomycetes; Onygenales; Onygenaceae. The transcript is spliced from 2 exons. The record is from RefSeq and is a predicted model, not a curated record. The coding region runs from base 1 to 849 and encodes 282 amino acids.
AUGGAUCCUACUCCUGCAAUUACGAACGCUUCAUCCUGUUCAUGCAAAGAUCCAGAGCCACCUCCCAUCGUCACAUUGCCCUCCUUCGGCUUUCCAGGCGACUCUCCCCCGAGCCUUUACGGUACAGGAACCCCUGACGUAUUAAAAGUCAUAAAAAUACUUGAAAACGCUGGUAUCUGCUGCUGUCUAGUAGGAGUCUCUGCAUUAAAAUACUAUGGCGCAGAACGAGUCCGACAUGAUUGGGAAGUCUGCGUGCCAACAGAUUUGCUUAAGAAAGCCUCGCAGAUUUUCGAGUCGGAACCCCACAGUCAAGUAUAUCAGGCGUUCCCUGACGAAACGCCUCAACUUGGUUGCCUCUACCAUACCUUCCCGCGCUUCAAAAUCCGUGGUGUCACGCUUUAUUUCGUUAUCAUCCCGGCAGAAGAUGCCUACCUGAAAUGCGUGCCCUCAAAUAUAGAGAGAAGUCAAAUGGGCCUUCCGUACCCAACGCUUCCAGUUUUCGCCCAAAGUCUGCUAGAUACCGAUUCUGAGGUGGCCUUGACUGAUUUGAUUGACGGUAUGAAUUUGACAGAGGAGUGGGGUCUGAAGCAUCUGAAUCUCGAUGGGACAAAUGAUGUAGCAUGGGCUUUUCGUAAAAACGAGAAGAUUCGAUCGUCAGUCCCGUUAACUGAUUACUCUUGUCUUUUGGAGCUUGCUACACAUGCUACGAGCAAAAUGGAGACCUGGAAACGAAUUGUUGGAACAAAAGAGAACCGAAUUGGGUUUGAACUCCCAAAAGAAUAUUAUGCCUCAAGGUUUUAUGCAAAGACCUCUGGGGACCCACGGUUGGAGAAGAGAAUUUACGUUUAA